ACCGAUCAAUGGAAAGAGCUGACGACAUCGGCUCGGUCAUGUGAUCAGCUGUAAACAAUAACAGCUGAUCGCAUGUAAAUAAGGAAAUGCUGGUUAUCAGCAUUUCUCUCCUCACAAGAUGUCGCGCUGACAGCUCGGCACUGAUGAUCAGUGUGCCAUGAUGAUCAGUGUGGCCCCAUCAGUGCCACCUGUCAGUGUCCAUCAAUGCCAGCUGUCAGUGCUCAUCAAUGCCACCUUCCAGUGCCACAUCAGUGCCACAUAUCAGUGCCUACCAGUGCACAUCAAUGCCACAAAUCAGUGCCCAUCUGAGCUGCCUUUCAGUGCCACCUAUCAGUGCCAGUCAGUG
Staurois parvus is the source of this 346-nucleotide messenger RNA. NCBI's taxonomy places the organism in Eukaryota, Metazoa, Chordata, Amphibia, Anura, Ranidae. The record is from the annotation of a GenBank genome assembly.